AUGGAAACAGGAAUCUGGAGCGAGGAAGGCGCAGCGGGCGGUAGCUCCUCCGCCUUCAGCUGGCUGGACGAGCUGGCCGAAAAGGCCUGGCUUAACGAGGAGGUAGAAGAAGACGUGGGGGUCCACGGUGACGGUUUGAUCAGCAAAAGCUGGCCUUUCCCUGCCGUGGAGGCUGCGAGGUCACUCCCGCGUCUGCCCUCCACGGCGUUCGCGGGCCAACGGAGCCGGCGGCGGCAGCCUCGCUUCCAGCCGACACUCUCUGUGGUCCGGGACCUGUCACCGGCCCCACCCCCGCCGACUCCAAGCUGCGCUCCGCCCCCGCCUCCGACGACAUCUGUCAUCGGCCAGGCAGAGGAAAGCUUGGACCGGUUGGGCCGGGUUGACAAGAGCAAAGGUAAGGCAGUGGACGAGGAGCAGCCGGCUGGGAGACCCACCUUCCAGCAGACGGUGGCCGCAACACCCACAUCUUCUCCCUCCCAGGCACCGCCAAUUCCACGGCUGCCCUCACCAUUGCCUUCCUUUGUGCACCAUAUGUUGGAGACUUCUGCCCCCCCUCGCUUGGCCGACCGCCCGCUGCAUCCCGAUCUCCUCAGAGAGAGGGUGCCGGUCGCGACUGCCUCACCGCCAACUUCGGCCACGACUCUGCCUGUGCCGCGAACCAGGCCACCCAUCCCACAGCUCCCGCCAUUCGUCCACUCUCCUUCGCCAACCAAGAGAGCCUCAACCACACCAAUGGCGCCGACAGAGAGGCCAGUCACACCUCUGCAAGUCGCUCAGCCAGAGCUCAAGAGUCGCUGGAGCCCCUCGCCCCCUCCCUCACCGACCAAGGUUCAAAAGCUCAUGAAGGCAAUGAGCUUCGCAAGUUUGAGAUCCCAAAAGUCGAAAACCAGUCUUCGCGAGCAGUCGAGUUCCUCCUCUGUUCCUCCGGUUCCUGAUCUCCCUCCGACGACUCCUGAAACUACAAAACGCCAAUCCGAUCGAUCAAGUGCAAGCACAAAGAAGAACUUUGGUUCUUUCGGCAAAAGCUCUUUGGGCAGAGGUAGCUCGUCCUCCCAAAAGUCCAAUUGGGUGGCAGCAGCAUUCGGCCGUGAUUCCUCCUCCAUCACACGUCCAAGAACUGCUUCUGGAAGGACCGAGAGAAGCUCGACAACAGAGAGAAGCUCCGGCAGCAGUUUGAUGAGCUCGGCGUUGAGUAAACAAGCAAGCACGGUCACCCCAGAGAGACCACAGGCUGGACUGUCGUCUUUGCCUCUUCUUCCAGCAGCUUCUACUUUCCACCCCGAACCCCCCUCCGCUACUCACAUAGUUCCGCCAAUGCCACCUGUGCCUCAGUCUCCCCCCAACCCUUCAGAUCUGCACAGAAAGAUCUCCAUGCGGAGCAUGUUCCUGCGGAAAAAGAAGUCGAGCUUGAACAAGAAAGAGGACCCUCGAGAGAAUAGAGGUGAAGACGAGGAGGUCAAAUGAGGGAGACACCAAUCCUUCAAGCUAUCACUGGCUAAUUUGAACAACCCAACAAUUACUACAGGGUCACGACUAACGACCGUAUGCCACACAGGGCAAUUUACGAUUCAACACCGCUGACCGCCGUCUUCAACAACACGCGAGUCUUCAUACAACAAGUCCAGUAUGUCGUUGACUUCAUCUCCUUUUACCUUGAACAUUUCCUAUUCUUGAUUCUCCUUCUAUUUCACUACUUUCGCGUUUUUCUUUUCUUUUUCUCAGUUUCGGUCUGCAUUUCGAAUCCGGUGUUUGGCACACAGGACAUUCGCCCAGGGAUAGAAGACUUCUACCCCUUUAUACUUGUACCAGAAGUUCCCGGUACGAGGGAUCAAAGCAGCAUCCAUGAUACCCCCAUCGCUCAGCUUACGGCAUAAAUAAGUCUCAACGAACAUGGUUUAGAGAGAUGAUAUACCCUAAGACACCCAUCCGCAUUUCAUUACUGUCAAACGGAGCAUCACCACGGAAGUAUCACCAUGGAGGCAUACAGUACUCAGAAAAAAUGGUUCAUCACCAGAUACCCGGUAUUUCAGGUGUUAGCACUGGUAGGCGGCAUCACCAGCGAGGAAAUACAGUACUUAUAGGGCUAUGGUUGCAUUGACACGGCGUCAGGGCGAGGUGGAUCACAAAAAGGGACAUGAACAAGGG
Messenger RNA from Podospora pseudocomata, 2145 nucleotides. RefSeq lists its product as uncharacterized. The coding region runs from base 1 to 1464 and encodes 487 amino acids. The transcript is spliced from 2 exons. The record is from RefSeq and is a predicted model, not a curated record. Lineage: Eukaryota; Fungi; Ascomycota; Sordariomycetes; Sordariales; Podosporaceae.